This is a messenger RNA of Anopheles funestus (African malaria mosquito), 2900 nucleotides long. RefSeq names its product transcription factor ATOH1-like. The coding region runs from base 2073 to 2666 and encodes 197 amino acids. The record is from RefSeq and is a predicted model, not a curated record. The transcript has a single exon. NCBI's taxonomy places the organism in Eukaryota, Metazoa, Arthropoda, Insecta, Diptera, Culicidae. Gene Ontology annotation, molecular function: protein dimerization activity.
AAAAAAACAUUUAGAUGGCGCCACGUUAAAAGGCGUUUUAUUGGAUUUUAAUUUGAGAACUUUUGGUGAAAAACGCUUUGCCACCGUAUCCGUUUAUCAUUCUGUCGUCAGAUCUCCGCCCCGGUAGGAUAGUAUCAACAAAUAUGUACAGACACACAGACACACACGAAAAUCUCCUACUUGUUGCGUUUGUGAGAAGAAUGUGCAAGAGAAUCGUAAAUAAAAUCGAAAAAAUGCCACCACUCUGUCACCCUGCAGCUUAGGUAGGGAAGAUCUCUAGGACUUUUCGGGUGUUCCUUUUUAUAAGAUAUACAACCACGCUCACCUGGCCCCCUAGGAAACGUUACCUUCCAUUUGUAUCGGUUUUUUUUUUCGACGCCAAGAAUUUUCGCAAGUUCGCUGACCGGCUGAGAAUACACUGAGACUAAGGCAACGAAAGAAUGCAGAUCGCAGAAUGUGACGGACAGAACAAUGCCGUCUGGCUGAGGGCGCAAGCGACCUUCUGCACGCUGUCAAAACUGCACUAUGGAGACAUAAAGUUGGAAAAAUUAUGCACCCCUCAGGCACGGUGCAAAAUGAAGGGUUCAAAUCGAUAAUCAUAAAAUUAUAAUCCGCUCAGUGCGUAUCAAUAUCAAAGUAUCACCACGGGGACAGAAACCGACUGGUGCUACAACUUCAAAACUAUUGCAGAUCCCCCGGCGUGUCGGUCGGUUUGCACCCAUUUGUCCCGUGUCGGAGAGGGUUUUGACAGGUUCCGGUUCGCUGUGCCCAAAGCAGCUUUAAAAUGGGAGAAAGGGAAUUUUGAUUUUGCCGAUAGGUUGUGUAGCAGCGUAGCGGUGGUAGCAACGAUCAGCACGUGCGGUUUUGCAUUUGCUGCGUAUACGAUCUAACCAACACCUGCCCGUGUUUUUCGGAGGGGUGAUCCUUAAAGGAUCACCGAUCUACGCGCACAGGUACGACUGAAUUCCGAUCGGUCAGAUCAAAAAGGAUGCGUUUGAAAGGUGUGUGGUAUAAGGUAGCAGAAAAAAGGGAAAAAACAUGUAAGAAAUAUAUGUUAUUCUAGUAAAAAUUAGACCACUUCACAGGAUGGGACGGUUUGCUUGCAAACAUUAUCCUUGCCGACUAGUGAACUGCACGUCCCAUGCACAAAAUUUGCAACAAAUAAGAAAUGUGAGCCGUUUUUAAAUGAAUCUUCACGCGGCUACACUGGGCACAGGAAAUUGGUCGACCGGUAUUUAAUUUCCGCUUGCGGCACCAGCCCCACAUAUCAACGAUCAGCAAAUAUUGGAAGCCCUUAAUCCCGUCAAGUCAACGCUUUCGUAUCCCUCUGAACCGCCUCCUUAUUAAGAAGCUUCAUUUUGUGAUGGAAAGAACCAAAUUUGGUGUGUGUUUUUUGUUGUUCUUAUAUUCCAAACAUCUUCAGGGUCAAAGUGGAAAGAUCGUACGUGGGAAUGUUCGUCACAACGCGAAUGAAAAAUGCUUCGCCCGAAAAAAAAAAUAAAAAUAUUUUCUACACCGAUAAAGCACGGAAGCUGAUGAAAUCUCAGUCUUCAUUCGCUCGUGGGAAAGCGAAUUAUGAAAUGCUGAAAUUAAAAUUGGAAAAACCAAACAACAGUGCCCGAUCAACCCUUUGACCCUGGACCCUGGAUAUACGGGAGCUUCCCUUGGUUUUUGUGAUGCCUUCGGGGGAUCCAUGAUGACUUCUGCGCAGUGGCAAAACACGGUUACGAACUCGUUGAUUGGUACCGAAGGGACGGCACGCGUUCAGGUUUGAAGGGGUUUUCUUUAUUUUUUGCUUUUGGGAAACAACGCCGAACGCCGAAGGAUGGAAGUAGAAGCAUCCAAACUAAAAACGAGAAAAGAACCGAAAUUCCCUUUCCAACAGUUCGUUUGUACAUCAGUCGGUCGGAGAUUCGUUGAAAGCCGAACUUGCGCUCGAAAAGAACCGAACCGUUGUGGUGCCUUUUUCGGAUACGGCUCGGUAUAAAAAGGCACAGCAGAUUCGUAAAGUCAGAUCAGUUUUAGAAUCGUUCUCGUUCACGACACAGUUUAAAGCAAGGAACGCUACCAACAUGAGUGCAGCAGACGUGUACAGCUUUCAGCAGAGCUUUCCAUCUUACUACGGGCAACAGUUUGCUGGCGGCUCAUCAUCGUUUGACCAGAACCGAUUGGAGAGUUAUUUCAACGGACAGAACUACCAAGUGUCAUCAGACAACAGUGGAGCAUUUUUGGAAACAGCAAACAGUGAUAUUUUUCUGCAACGUCCGGAACUGUUUAGCUCCACUAGUGGCACCAACAGCAGUGACAACGGAAGUCCCUCGUCCGUUUACGAAAAUCCUGAGCUACGUCUACUUCAAAGUCUUACCACCGAUGAGAGCAGUAGCAGUAGCAGUAGUGCCGGUUCGGAAUGUGACAGUCCAGCUGCGUCAGCCGUUCCAACGAAGAUCAAGAUCAAGCGUGGCACUGCCGUACCGAUUGUUGUGAGGAAAAAGCGUCGCCUGGCGGCUAAUGCACGCGAACGGAAGCGCAUGAAGGGUUUGAAUGAGGCGUUUGAUCGUUUGCGUCAGUAUCUGCCCUCGCUGGGAAAUGAUCGUCAGCUAUCGAAACACGAAACACUACAAAUGGCACAAUCAUACAUCAGUGCACUAGCGGAGCUGUUAGAUUAGUACAGGUGGCAGCAGUACCCGGAAUCCUUGUGUGUGUGGAUGACUGAAGGAUGCAAUAGUUAAUUUAUUUGUUUUUAUUUAUGAUACACUAUGUUAAAAAAUGUACAUAUCAAAGGUUCUGUUAAUGCUAAAUAGAAGAUCGAUAAAUUUAAAAAUGUGUGUUGUAGUUGGACGAUUUUUGAACUAUCAUGAAAGAAAGAAAAGUUUUGAUUUAUUAGUAUUUGAUUUAUUUUC